This is a messenger RNA of Clonostachys rhizophaga, 1245 nucleotides long. The record is from the annotation of a GenBank genome assembly. Lineage: Eukaryota; Fungi; Ascomycota; Sordariomycetes; Hypocreales; Bionectriaceae.
AUGGAUAAGGGCAAUGCCCAGCCUGAUACCGAGCAAGACUCUAUUCUGCUUUGCUCUUUCCAUCUUUAUUUCCAACUUCUGCGUUCAUAUUGUGUGAGGCUGUUAGACAAAAUGCUUUUGUUCAGCGCUUUCUAUCUCUCUCUUGCUGGGAUGGGCGUCAUCGCUGCAACCACUAGAGAGACAUCAAAUUGCGUGCCUGUCUCAUUUCAUUUCUCAGUCUCAGCCCUCAAUACGGUUUGGCUUUCGCCCCCGGACCCAGGCAGUGAAACUUCGAUUCUGGACUUCUUCUACUCUGGUUUGGCAAAUGGCACGGGGCCGGCAGUGGCUGGCACCACAAAGGAGACGGGCACAUUUCAAAUUAAUGGCAUAUAUUGCUCUCCAACCAGAGAGAAAUCGGGCCAAGCGCUCCAAGUAUUGGUUCAUGGCAUCACAUACGACAAGUCAAUAUGGUCCGGCACUGGAUAUGGUGCUCAGUAUGACUGGCAGGCGUUUGCCACCAACCAGGGCUAUCAUACGCUCGCCAUCGAUCGCCUUGGACAUGGCAGCAACCCUGAGCGCCCUGAUCCUCUUGCUGUCGUUCAGGGCUCGUUCCACAUAGAGAUGAUACACAAGUUGAUCUCAAUCGUUCGCAACCAGUCUGGAAAUCCGCUUGGACGCACCUUCAACAAGGUGGUAUACGUGAGCCACUCGUAUGGAGGCUGGGUGGGGACCGGCCUGAUCGCGAGAUAUCCCAAGGAUGUUGAUGCCAUGGUCCUCACUGGAUUCAGCACCGUGCCCAACUUUGCUCCAUUCGCGAAUUCGAAGCUGAGGUCCGCCGCGCUGCUGGCUCCCGGCCGGUUCCCUGGUUUGCCGCUGGGGUACAUCACCUUUGGCGAGAGUAGUGGGCGGAAGGCAGCCUUCUUUGCCGGCAACUUCGAUCCAGCCUUCCCCGCACUGGACUAUGCCAGUCAGGAGACCUGGACGAUUGGGGAGACCGGUUCGCUGGGUUUCACGUCCACAUCGCCGGUCGACUAUACAGGACCGCUCUUCCUUGCCACUGGAGCUGAUGAUGCUAUCUUCUGCCAGCCACCAAAAACGGCCUGCGAGGCUCUGGUACAAAAUUCUAAGCAGUUUUAUCCCAAUGUGAAGAAAUUUGGGUUUUUCGUGCCAGAAAACACGGGUCACACGCUGACGAGGCAUUAUUCUGCGCCGGCCACUUUCGCUAAGGUGCACCGGUUUCUGAAUGAGGCUUUGGGAAAGUGUUAG